Messenger RNA from Polychytrium aggregatum, 651 nucleotides. RefSeq names its product thioredoxin-like protein. The transcript is spliced from 2 exons. Lineage: Eukaryota; Fungi; Chytridiomycota; Chytridiomycetes; Polychytriales. Gene Ontology annotation, cellular component: cytosol; mitochondrion. The record is from RefSeq and is a predicted model, not a curated record. Gene Ontology annotation, molecular function: peroxiredoxin activity. Bases 1 to 651 code for a protein of 216 amino acids. Gene Ontology annotation, biological process: cellular oxidant detoxification; cell redox homeostasis.
AUGAGUCUUCGCCUCGGCUCGAUUGCCCCCAACUUCCAGGCCAACACCACCCAGGGCCCUAUCGACUUUCACCAGUUCAAACAGGAUUCAUGGGCCAUCCUGUUCUCGCAUCCGGAGGACUUUACCCCCGUCUGCACAACUGAGCUCGGUGCCGUAGCAAGGCUGUCGGCAGAGUGGGAGAAGCGCAACGUCAAGGUCAUCGGCCUCUCGGUCAACACACUCGAGAGCCACCACGAAUGGAUCAGGGACAUCAACGAGACCCAGGACGCCGACGUGCGCUUUCCGAUCAUCGCUGAUGCUGAUCGCCGAGUUGCCACCCUCUACGACAUGCUUGACCAUCAAGAUCCCACCAACGUUGACAAGCAGGGCAUGCCGCUGACCGUGCGUUCCGUCUUCAUCGUCGAUACCAAGAACAUCAUCCGGGCCGUCAUCACCUAUCCGGCCUCGACCGGACGCAACUUUAACGAGAUCCUGCGAGUUGUCGACUCGCUGCAGCUCGGCGACCGCAAGAAAAUCGCCACCCCGGCCAACUGGAACGUCGGCGACGAUGUCAUUGUCCACAACUCGCUCAACAACGACGAGGCCGCCAAGCUGUUUCCGGGCUUCAAGAUCAUCAAGCCCUACCUGCGAACCACGCCGUAUCCAAACUAG